AUGGGGUUGACCAUCUCUUCACUUUUCAAUCGUCUUUUUGGGAAGAAGCAGGUACGUAUUCUCAUGGUCGGUCUCGAUGCUGCUGGUAAAACGACAAUUCUGUAUAAGCUGAAAUUAGGAGAAAUCGUGACCACUAUUCCAACUAUUGGUUUCAACGUGGAAACUGUUGAAUACAAAAACAUUUCAUUCACUGUAUGGGAUGUUGGAGGUCAGGACAAAAUUCGUCCUUUGUGGAGGCAUUAUUUCCAGAAUACGCAAGGUCUUAUUUUUGUGGUGGACUCGAAUGACCGUGAACGUAUUGAAGAAUCCCGCGAAGAACUUCACAAGAUGCUCAAUGAGGACGAGCUUAGGGACGCUACACUUCUGGUUUUCGCAAACAAACAGGAUCUCCCCAAUGCCAUGAGCGCUGCUGAAUUAACGGAUAAGCUAGGACUUCACAAUCUGCGCUCACGACAGUGGUACAUCCAGGCGACUUGCGCUACUCAGGGUCAUGGACUGUACGAAGGCUUGGACUGGCUAUCGAACCAGCUGUCAAAAUCUUAA
Necator americanus (New World hookworm) is the source of this 543-nucleotide messenger RNA. RefSeq lists its product as uncharacterized. Gene Ontology annotation, molecular function: GTP binding; GTPase activity. Gene Ontology annotation, biological process: vesicle-mediated transport; intracellular protein transport. Lineage: Eukaryota; Metazoa; Nematoda; Chromadorea; Rhabditida; Ancylostomatidae. The coding region runs from base 1 to 543 and encodes 180 amino acids. The record is from RefSeq and is a predicted model, not a curated record. Gene Ontology annotation, cellular component: plasma membrane; cytoplasm. The transcript has 6 exons.